GUUUCCCUUUCUCCGGGCGUCAGUUUUCCAGCUCCUAUCCCCCUUUUCAGUAUUUUCUCUCGAGGAGAUGGGGGACGCAUACUGGAACCGACAGGCGGCUUUGCAUCAAUCACCAGGAUUACUCAAACGACCUCGUUCCGACUAUGAGGUUACCCCAGCAUUGCCAAUGUCUCACGAAAUGCCAAAUUACUUUGGACGGGAUGAUGACCGCGGCAUGCCUCAGCUAAAGGAUACACAGACAAUUGGAUCAGCAUAUGAUCGUUAUCUUCAAAGUUCGCAUGCGCCUUCUUUCUCUACUGGAGAGGCUAGUAACUACAAAGGAGCUGGGUUUAGAAGAGCAGAAGGAGGUGACGUCAUGACAGCACAUGAUCCUGUUGCAAUGGCUCACGGUGCUUUUGGACCAGAACUCGUAACUAAUGGUAGAAGUAUGAAAUAUGCUGGCCAUAUGCCGAUGGAUGCAAUGGGGAGACCUCGUGAUACACUACCCUUGCCUCCUGAUGCGUCAAACACAAUAUAUGUUGAGGGACUUCCUCCUGACUGCACUAGAAGAGAAGUUGCACAUAUAUUUCGCCCAUUUGUUGGCUACAAAGAAGUCAGACUGGUUAAGAAGGAGUCCAAACAUGUACGUCGCUCAUCAUUUUCUUUCUUUGCACUCUAUGUAAUUAUUUUGGUGAGGAGAAGAGGCGGGGAAGAAGAGGGAGAGGAAGAUCCAAAUAGACGUGGAUUAGAGGAGUCAGGAGUGAUAUGCUUCUUCUUGGGUUGGAUGAGAGUAUGUUUUUGGGGAGAGCAAAGUGGAAGGUGGGUUUUCGUGUGGCAGAGUGAUCUCUUAUAAUAUUUUUUCCUUUAUCUUCUUUAUCUUUCUUAUGUUUUUUAUCCUUUUAUCUUUUUAUUAUAUACUCCCUCCGUCCCGAAUUGAAUUGCAAAAGUUGACCGGCACAAGGAUGAAGAAAGGAUAGAAUUUGAUAUUUACUUUGCUAUUUUUCCCUUCUUCGUACAAAGUACUCCACAGUAAACAAAACAAAAAUUGGGAAAUAAAAAUUUGCAGAGCAAUUAUAAUAUUUGUCAGGCGUGCAUACUGUACACCCUUCUUCCUCUAUGGUUAUCGGAGAAAAGGGAAACAGGAGUCGGAGCUGGAUGUUGGCAUCUGGUCUUUGUCCAACUACAACCUUUCCAGUGCUCGAUAGAGACCUCACGCCUUCAACCGACUGACCGUUGUCCGCUUGCGCUUCAAUGGUUUGACUUGCUUCGCAAGCACCGGUUCAACGAGGACGACGACAACUCAUCUGGUUAGACCCACUUCAACGACGACCUUCCUCCAGGAUUGUCGGAUCUGUGGAUUUUUCUGGUAGUGAACCUUGGGAAGAGCCGUUACAGAUGGAUCUGGCAAGGGAGGUUUGGGGUCGACUCUUCCCCUAAGCCGGAGCUGAUGGACUAAGCUGGAACCCUCUUCUUUUGUCUGGCUUCAUCUUCAAAAGGGAAAAAAAAUCUUACCAUGGAGGAGGUGGGAGACUGCAUUUUACAGAGACGAUGUUGUUUCCGAUGGGAAUAUUAGGAGGGAGUGGGUGAAAGUGAUGGGUGAUAAAAAAAUGGGUUGUAGUCAUCAUCCGUAUAUUUUGGAUGGGUGUGGCGGAAGGUUAGAAGGGUGAGAAGAAGGGCAAACUUGUCAAUUUAUUCAUAUUUGUAUACUUAAAAAGGAAAGUGGAAAAUCAAUUCGGGACAACACACAACGUGAAGGACAUGUUUACUUGACAGGUUACUAAACGGUGCUUAUUAAGACUCGCGUUAAUAAGCGACACAUAAAAUAAGCAGUCUUUGUUAGAGACCUAACUAGUUUCAGAGUAAUUCAAGAAAAUAGAUGAAGAAGAGAAGAAUUGCGUAACAAUGGCAGUAUUCGUAUAACAGAAAAGAGAGAGAAUUACAAGAGGCAGUUUAAAGAGAGCCACUCUCCAAGUCCCAAGUCCCAGCCCAAAUGAAACAAUACAAGCCUGCCUUAUUCUGUUAUUAGCUAUCUAUUUAUAGAACCCCCCUUUCCGUUUCCCCACAUACAAUUCCAG
Molecule: messenger RNA, 2054 nt
Organism: Cuscuta epithymum
Lineage: Eukaryota; Viridiplantae; Streptophyta; Magnoliopsida; Solanales; Convolvulaceae
Source: the annotation of a GenBank genome assembly